CUAAUUUAAUAACAACACUGCCCCCACUUGAACCCUUAUGCCCUCAGACCAACAAAAUGGCAUCCUGCACAACCAUCCCUGUGACAAUCUCAAAGAAUAGCCAUGAUGGCCUACUACCAAAGGCCACGGCUAAAACCAUCAUCAGCACAUUCCUGCCCCGCGAAUGGCCGCAUGUGGACCCAGACACCCUCACAGUGACACGCACCACCGGAUACGCAAAUACAAACUGUAUAGUGGAGCGACCGAACACACCGGGCAAUACAACAUACUUGGAGCCAUUGAAGGUAUUCAUUAAGAUCCACGUUCCCUCCAAGCACGAAGAAGCGCAAUUAAGCUACGAGUACGGCCAAUCUGGCCAUGGCGCAAAUGUGCUUGGCUUUUUCCAAAGUGAGAAUGGCAUCUUUGGAAGGGUUGAUGAGUACUUGGAUGCACGUACCUUGGUACCACAAGACGUUGAAAAUACCGAGAUCCGCGCCGAGGUUGCGAGAGCUCUUGCCACCUUCCAUACUAUGAAAACGACCUUACUGAGGAAAAGUUCAGUCCAAACGUACUAUGAUACUGUCACCAGGGAGCUUGACAAGUAUCAUGGGAAGGAUAAGUUGAGGAGACUAGCUCAUGAAGGGGGUGUCUGUUUGGACCACCUCGUGGAUUAUGACUUUGUGUCUAGACUCCGAAGGGUUAUAGAUAAACUGGAAUCCAUCGGAGCGAAGGAGGGCUGGUGCAUCCAUGAUUUCCAAUUCAUGAACGUCUUGGUGAGGAACGAUCCCAAAGUGGGAGAAGGCAAAGUGGUUCUUAUCGACUUCGAAUUCGUCUUUCGCAACUACCGGGCGUUCGAUAUCGGUGCACACUUCCUGCAAAAGAUGUUCCAGUGGUUCAACGAGGAGAGCCAGAUAGCGGAUUGUCGACCUUACUCAGAGGAGGAAAAGAGGCACUUUUGUGCAGAGUAUGCAAGCCAGUGGAAUGAGAAAACAGGUGACUCGGAUACAAGAGAGGAGGUCUUUGAGGAGGCUGAGCUCGGGUAUAUGCUGGCUAUUACAUUCGAAAUCCACAAUAUGCUUUGCUUCAUGGAUCAGGAUGAUGACAAAGAUCCGUUGAAUCUUCUGUCGCUUGACAAGCUUUAUAAAGAGUUCACCGACCAAUAUGCGAAGCUCGGGUUGGGACGCUGA
Molecule: messenger RNA, 1166 nt
Organism: Aspergillus piperis CBS 112811
Lineage: Eukaryota; Fungi; Ascomycota; Eurotiomycetes; Eurotiales; Aspergillaceae
Product: putative choline kinase
Exons: 2
Coding region: 57-1166 (369 amino acids)
Biological process (GO): phosphatidylcholine biosynthetic process; phosphatidylethanolamine biosynthetic process
Cellular component (GO): cytoplasm
Molecular function (GO): choline kinase activity; ethanolamine kinase activity
Source: RefSeq, a predicted model, not a curated record